Molecule: messenger RNA, 585 nt
Organism: Vitis riparia (riverbank grape)
Lineage: Eukaryota; Viridiplantae; Streptophyta; Magnoliopsida; Vitales; Vitaceae
Product: putative cell wall protein
Exons: 1
Coding region: 64-432 (122 amino acids)
Source: RefSeq, a predicted model, not a curated record
CGUCUUCUUGCUUCUCCAUCACCAACACCAGUGUCUCUUUCUUUCUCAAAGAGUUCUCUACCAAUGGCCCACAGCUUGCAAGCCUCUCUCAUUGCCCUCCUUGUCAUCUUCAAUGUCCUCCUCGGGCAAGCCAUUGCAGCACGUGAAGUUCCAAAUGACUCCAAGAAGGUUGACAAGAAGCAGCCUGAGUGGUUCAUUGAACCUGAUGGUAGUCUGCUUAUUCCAGGCCUUGGGAGGGUGAUGGUGCCAGGGUAUGGAUCUUACACUCCCUAUGAUGGCAGCAUCCCUAGCGGUUCGAGUGGGAGCGACGGUUCCACUGGUGGAACCGGUAGUUACAUUCCAGGUGGUGAUGAUACAUUUGUCCCAAACCCUGGUGUUGAGAUCCCCAACCCUGCUGGUGGAGGCGGUGUUCCUACAGCAGCUCGUCCUUGAAUUUGUUUAGCAUUUCUGGUUUGGUUUCAAGGUGUUAAGUGUGGUGCCUAGACCGUAUGUGUUUCUAGUCUUUGAAUUGUCUUUCUUUGCUGUUUCCUGAAGAUGUUUGUAGAAUAAUUAUUCUUAUGAAUAAGAGAUGGGUUUGUUUCAAUA